Mesorhabditis spiculigera is the source of this 1146-nucleotide messenger RNA. NCBI's taxonomy places the organism in Eukaryota, Metazoa, Nematoda, Chromadorea, Rhabditida, Rhabditidae. The record is from the annotation of a GenBank genome assembly.
AUGUCGGUGCCCCCGGGUCUCAACUUUGCCACCGAGUUGGCGUCAGCCGAUAUACUUGCACCGAAUGCAACGGCGUUGAUUGGGAAAACGCCGAUGGUGACGCUACGGAACGUGGUGGAUGGGUGUGGCGCGACGAUUGCGGCGAAACUCGAAUACCUGAACCCCGCCUGUUCGGUGAAAGAUCGGAUAGGAUAUGCGAUGGUGACGGCAGCCGAAAAAGCUGGACGGAUCAUCCCAGGUGUGACAACGCUAAUCGAGCCAACGUCCGGGAACACCGGAAUUGCAUUGGCCUUCAUCGCGGCCGCCAAAGGCUACCGCCUAAUCCUCACGAUGCCCUCCUCAAUGAGCGUGGAACGGCGCGUCCUCCUCAGGGCAUAUGGUGCUGAAGUCGUGCUGACAGCUCCUGAGCUUGGCAUGCAGGGCUCAAUCGACCGAGCCAAAGAGCUGGCCGAAAACAUCCCAAACUCCUUCAUCCUUCAACAGUUCGAAAACCCGGCUAAUCCCCUCAUCCACUACCAGACGACAGGGCCUGAAAUAUGGGAGCAGACGAAAGGAAAGGUGGAUUGCUGCGUCUUCGGUGUAGGUACCGGUGGCACGAUUACCGGUGUCGGCACGUUUUUGAAGGAGCAGAACCCAAACAUCAAGAUUUACGCUGUUGAACCCGAAGAAGCAGCCGUACUCUCUGGCCUUCCGUCGGGACCUCACAAAAUCCAAGGGCUCGGUGCAGGCUUCAUCCCAAAAGUGCUGAAUACCAGCAUUUACGAUGACGUCAUACGGAUACACUCUGACGAAGCAGUGAUCAUGAGCAAGAGAUUGGCGCUGGCCGAAGGGUUACUGGUCGGAAUCUCGUCCGGCGCGAACGUAUGCGCGGCGCUUCGUCUUGCAAAUCUGCCGGAAUGGUCGGGGAAGCUGAUCGUGACGGUGAUGCCGUCAUUUGGGGAACGAUAUCUGUCUUCGAAUCUGUACUCAGACAUGCGGGAUCAGGUUCUGACAAUGGGUGUUGAGAGCUUGGAAGAGAACUUGAAGAACCUGCGACUUCACGAGUAUCAGGUAAUGGAACCUCUCGACACUAAUCUACUUCACAACCCUCAUCUCCACGGCAUGAUGGACGAAGAUCUGAACGGGAUUGAAGACGAGCCAACAGAA